Molecule: messenger RNA, 3108 nt
Organism: Closterium sp. Yama58-4
Lineage: Eukaryota; Viridiplantae; Streptophyta; Zygnematophyceae; Desmidiales; Closteriaceae
Source: the annotation of a GenBank genome assembly
AUGGCUUCUGCCGAAACACUACCCUCGGACCAGUCUCGCACGAGUGGGUCGACGAAGCCGUCGCAGGCUUCUACACAGCGUGCAUCCAACCUUCGUCACAUGAAGCUCGGGUUCCACUAUGUGGUUUCACAUGGUGGACUGCUCAUGCUGAUUCCUUUAUUGGCUGCUGUUGUUCUUCGCAUGAACCGUUUCACUGCCGAAGACUCCCAGAUGAUUUUGGAUUUUCUCAACGCAAAUGUAAUCGCGGUCGCAGCUGGAUCGACGUUGAUUCUGUUUGUCACGGCGCUAUACCUCUUCACUCGCCGCAAGGAUGUUCUUCUCGUCGACUUCUCUUGUUUUAUGCCUCCCGAGGAGCUCGCCAUCACUCAAAAGAAUUGUGUCGAAUUCGCUCGUGAGAUGGGAUGCUUUGAUGAGAAGAGCCUGGAUUUUCAGGCCAAGGUUGCUGAACGUUCCGGCCUCGGCGACCGUACCCAUUUACCUCGUUGUCUCCGCAAGCUUCCCAUCGAUCCAUGCGUUUCCGAAGCUCGCCAUGAGGCUCAAAUGGUCAUUUUCGGGUGCCUGGAUGACUUGUUUGCCAAGACCGGCAUUAAACCGAAAGACGUUGGGAUCCUCGUGGUGAACUGCAGCGUCUUCUGCCCCACUCCGUCUCUGUCUGCCAUGGUGGUGAACAAGUACAAAAUGCGCAACGACAUCCAGUCGUACAACCUCGGUGGUAUGGGCUGCAGCGCUGGCCUUAUUGCCAUCAAACUCGCUCGGGACCUUCUUCAGGUGAUUCCCAACACAUACGCGAUUGUGGUAUCAACAGAGAACAUUUCACUGAACUUGUACCUCGGGAACCGUCGCUCUAUGCAAGUCUCCAACUGCCUGUUCCGAGUUGGUGGAGCAGCCAUGCUCCUCACUAACAAGAGCAGCGAGCGUUACCGUGCGAAGUACGAGCUGAAGCAUGUGGUACGCACUCACUUGGGCAAGGACGACAAGAGCUACGGCUGUGUGUUCCAGGAGGAGGACGACAACAAGAUAGUCGGUGUAGCUCUCUCUCGCGACCUCAUGAACGUGGCUGGCGAGGCUUUGCGCACCAACAUCACGACGCUGGGUCCGCUUGUUCUGCCGCUUUCGGAGCAGCUGCUGUUCGCCGCUGUUCUCAUCGCGCGCAAGGUCUUUGGCAUGAAGAUGAAGCCCUAUGUGCCGGACUUCAAGCUCGCAUUUGAGCAUUUCUGCAUCCAUGCCGGUGGACGCGCUGUCAUUGACGAGAUCGAGAAAAACCUGGAGUUGACACAGUACCACGUCGAGCCAUCGCGUAUGGCUCUCUACCGCUUUGGCAACACAUCCUCAUCGUCCAUCUGGUACGAGCUCUCCUACUCGGAAGCACAGGGUCGCGUCCGCCGUGGCGACCGCGUUUGGCAGAUCGCGUUUGGGUCCGGAUUCAAGUGCCAGAGUGCGGUGUGGCAGGCUCUUAGGAGGAUUGAUCCCAAAAAGAACAGAGGGGUGUGGGCAGAGUACUACGAAAGUGCUCGCGGGGAGGAGAUGCAUGCGGAAGCUGUGGCUGACACGAGCGAACAUGCCGAGGCCAACGGGAAAGCAGGUCCUCCAGAAUCGACUCAAACCAAUUCAAGCAGACGCAAGUUGAAGCUGGCAUACCAUUUCAUCGUGUCUAACAGCGGCCCUGUAAUCCUGCUGCCUUUACUGGCAGCGCUUGCCCUUCGCGUGGCUCGCAUGACACCCGAAGACGUGCAGACGCUUUGGGAGUUCCUGCACCAGAAUGCCGUUCCUGUCUUCGUCGCCCUUAACGUCAUCCUCCUCGCCGCCGCCUUGUACUUCGCAAACAGACGCACGCGUAUUCUGCUCGUCGACUACGCCUGCUUUCGGCCUUCGGAAGAGCUCGCCAUGACUCGCGCCGAGGGACUUGACUUCGCUCGACGCACUCCGACCUUCGAUGACAAGAGCGUCGAGUUUCAGACCAAGGUCGUGGAGCGAUCCGGGCUAGGGGAUCGGACUUAUCUUCCGAAAUGCCUGAGGACCUUCCCGAUUACACCCAGCCUGGCGGAGGCUCGGAAUGAAGCGGAGAUGGUCAUUUUCGGCAGUCUUGACGCGCUUUUCGAAAAGACUGGCAUCAAACCAAAAGAUAUCAGCAUUCUGGUGGUGAACUGCAGCAUUUUCUGCCCGACUCCGUCGCUAUCCGCGAUGGUGGUGAACAAGUACAAAAUGCGCAACGACAUCCAGUCGUACAACCUCGGUGGUAUGGGCUGCAGCGCGGGGCUUAUUGCCAUCAAGCUCGCUCAGGAUUUGCUCCAGGUGACCCCCAACACGUACGCAGUUGUCGUGUCUACCGAGAACAUUUCCCAGAACAUCUACCUCGGUACACGCCGCUCCAUGCAAGUCUCCAACUGCCUCUUCCGCCUGGGAGGAGCCGCCAUGCUGCUCACCAACAAGAGCAGCGAGCGUCGCCGUGCCAAGUACGAGCUGAAGCACGUGGUGCGCACGCAUAUGGGCCGAGAUGACAAGAGCUAUGGCUGUGUGUUCCAGGAGGAGGACGACAACAAGGUGGUGGGCGUCGCUCUCUCCAAGGACCUCAUGAACGUCGCUGGAGAGUCGCUCCGCACCAACAUCACCACGCUGGGUCCGCUCGUCCUGCCGUUGUCUGAGCAGCUGCUGUUCGCCGCUGUUCUCAUCGCGCGCAAGGUCUUUGGCAUGAAGAUGAAGCCCUAUGUGCCGGAUUUCAAGCUCGCAUUUGAGCACUUCUGUAUCCAUGCCGGUGGUCGCGCUGUCAUCGAUGAGCUUGAGAAGAACCUUGAUCUCACCAACUACCAAACCGAGCCGUCCCGCAUGGCUCUUUACAGGUUCGGCAACACAUCCUCAUCGUCCAUCUGGUACGAGCUGUCCUACGCGGAAGCCCAGGGUCGCGUCCGCCGGGGCGACCGCGUCUGGCAGAUCGCGUUUGGGUCCGGAUUCAAGUGCCAGAGUGCGGUGUGGCAGGCCCUUAGGAGGAUUGAUCCCAAGAAGAACAGAGGCGUGUGGGCUGAGUACUAUGACGAAGUGGGUGGCCCGGAGAUGUUUGCUGCAGCGCUCGCAGAUGCCCAAGCUCCUGUCAGGCCCAUUCCCCCUUCGUAG